AUGUCAACGAUCGGCUCAUAUCGCACCAACAAUAAUGAGACGGACGGACACGCGCGCAGACACACGCACAGACGCGCACAGACGCGCGCACAGACGCGCGCACAGACGCGCACACAGACGCGCACACAGACGCGCACACAGACGCGCACACAGACGCGCACACAGACGCGCACACAGACGCGCACACAGACGCGCACACAGACGCGCACACAGACGCGCACACAGACGCGCACACAGACGCGCACACAGACGCGCACACAGACGCGCACACAGACGCGCACACAGACGCGCACACAGACGCGCACACAGACGCGCACACAGACGCGCACACAGACGCGCACACAGACGCGCACACAGACGCGCACACAGACGCGCACACAGACGCGCACACAGACGCGCACACAGACGCGCACACAGACGCGCACACAGACGCGCACACAGACGCGCACACAGACGCGCACACAGACGCGCACACAGACGCGCACACAGACACGGUAA
Messenger RNA from Schistocerca piceifrons (Central American locust), 498 nucleotides. Its product is annotated as testis-specific H1 histone-like. Lineage: Eukaryota; Metazoa; Arthropoda; Insecta; Orthoptera; Acrididae. The transcript is spliced from 3 exons. The coding region runs from base 1 to 498 and encodes 165 amino acids. The record is from RefSeq and is a predicted model, not a curated record.